AGAAUUCAUGUUAAAUUCUAAAGUACAUUAGAACUUUUUUGCUUGGGAUAGAAAAGUCUUAAUUCUAUAAUUCUCAAUACUAAUUCCCCUAUUUUUCUAGAGGAUCUUUCAGGGAGCAUAAAAAUUGUAGGGAAGAGAGAAUCAGCAAAACAUUCAAUAUGACUGCCCAUCUGUUUUUUGUUCUUGGAAAUAUUUGAAAUAGUGAACAAUUGCCUUCUCAUUUCCUAUCCAUAUAAUUUGAAGAAACUAAUAGUAUAUAUUGGAAACUAGGUAUUUUUUACAAGUGGGCUAUUCAACCAAUAAAUGAUUCUAAAACAUCAUCCCUGACCACUUGAGAAUGUUUGGGGGCAACAGAUGGAAAGAAAACCUCUGAUUAAGACAUGUGUUUUAAAUGGCCAGAUUCAUGCAUGAUGCUAAAUCAAACCAAACAACCUUAUCAUGAUGUGUUUAUCUGGACUUAAUGUUUUCUUCUUUGUAUGUAAUUUUUAUACAUGUUUUAUUUUACAGAUCCACAGUGGGCACACUUCUGGCAGAUAAGCUAGGCUGGAAAUUCUAUGAGGGUGAUGACUAUCAUCCAGAGGAGAACAGAAAGAAAAUGGCUGAAGGAAUACCUCUAACUGACCAGGAUAGGAUACCAUGGCUUUGCCACCUACAUGAUAUAUUAAUGAGAGAAGAUGCAUCUGGACAAAGUGUCAUUUUAGCUUGUUCAGCUCUCAAAAAAGUGUAUCGGUGCAUUUUGGAGAACGGAGAGGCUGGAUGUCAGAGUUUGAACAAUCAACAAGAAGAAAAAGAGUCUGCUCCAAGAAAGAUCCUUUUUGUCCACCUGGCAGGGCCAAUAGAGCUCAUUGCCAGCCGCCUAGAAAAAAGAAGGGGACAUUUCAUGCCACCAAGUCUACUCCAAUCUCAGUUUGAUACUCUUGAACCUCCAUGUGCGCCAGAAAAUUUUAUCACUGUUAGCUUGGAAAAGCCUGUUUCAGAAACUGUAUCUGAAAUCGAAAGACAUCUUAGAAGUUUGUAUUGAUGUUUCUCCAGGCUUUCUUGUUUUGGAGCCUGAUAACCGCAAAUAAAUGUUCCUCUCCAGUAAUGGUAUCCCAUUUUCUUCAUUACGGGUUCGGUAGCGGGAGCCCAUGCGCAUAAGGUCCAUGAUGAUGUCUGGGUGGGUGGGCAGAGCCUUGCGCCGCCACCACUACCGGUUCACCCGAACUGGUGUGAACCAGCAGAAUACCACCUCUGUUACUCUUGCAUAAUGUAUUCUCCUGAUUAAGCAACAUAUUUAUGUGUUAUUUACUAUACUUGUAGCAUGAACAGAAAAUUAAGCCUGCCUAGUUUUUUUAUUUAUUCAUUAUCUUAUACUAUUUUUUUAAUUGUAUCAUAAUAUUGACAUUUAUUUUAAAAAUUGCAGUUGAAAGUUUAAGAUAAAACAAACUCUUGGUGAGCAGUCAUAUACUUCACAUACUUGCUGGGUGAGAGAGAAGACUGCUGCUGCAUUUGGUAAAAUGGAAUAUCAGAAAACAUAUAGCAGUAUCCUUGAAUCAAGUGGAAAGGGAUACCAUUGUAAUUUAAUAGUAGUAAAAUGCUGUCAAAAAAACCUAGAAUUGGAACAUUGAAAGCAGCAGGACUGCUUAUUCUAAGGUGGCUAAUGCAAAACCAUACUCUGCAUCUAUCUAUCCAGCAAGGGCAUAUUAUUUUUACUGAGGACUCUACAUUUUAUUUUGUAUUAAAAGGCAAAAUCAUAACAUCAAAACUCACUUUUGUCAUCAUAUUUUAUUUUAAAUUAUAUAGUCACCCAUCUCAGCAUGAUGAAUCCUGGAGGCUAACAAUGGUUAAUAUCCAACAUAAUAAACACCACAAGCCCAGAUUCAUAGUUACCUCUUCAAAGCUUUACCAACAGGAGUAAGAAUAAUUUAUAAUGUUCCAAACAGCAGGCACAACAAUUGAAAGAUAUUCUUUCUAGGUCCCACCAGUUGGCAUUUAUUUAUUUAUUUGAGGGUCUUGUCUCCUGCAAGCAGCACCUUCGCUUGAACCUAGAAAUCAUUACUAGAGUUUUACAAUAGGAGUACCUAUAUGACAUUAGAUUCCUACUCUGAUCUACCUUGAAGGUCUGAUAGGUAGGGGUAAGCUCUUCUUCAUCCACCCCCUCCCCCCUAUCUUCAAUGCUGAGAAAACAUCCGCAGGAUCCCUUGGUUGGUCAGUAGUAAAGAGAUAAAGCCAGGUAUUGGAAUAUUGAUAUUUCAUCCCAUGCUUUCAGAUAGCUUCACCAGCAGUUUCAUGUAAAUGUUAGUAGAGAGUGGUGAGGUACCAUCUAGAAUCUGCCCCAUAGGAAGGAGAGAACCAACAUAACCCAGUGCUGUUUACUUCCAACCAACCAAGUUGGUUCAUAAGACUACCAGGAUUAAUUGUAUGGAAAGCCACUCAGAUUUUAAAAGGAGGAUGUGUACAGUACACCAUUCGAAUUCUGCUCCUGCCAAAAUGUCAGGCACAACCAGACCUGUGUGUAAGGUUCACCUCUUUAUUAUAUCCUGUCUAUUAUACAGGAAUCCCUCCAGACUGCCAGCCUUAGCCAAGUAACAGGUAAGAUUCUAUGGAGCUCAAGGGGGAGUCAGUUCUGAACCUCUUGCAGCUGCUCAAAGACUUGAGGUUAAUUCCGUGCUCUAGGCUUCCCCGCUCUCUGGUUGGAGGUUUCCCAGAUCAUCUACAAGCACAAUGUAGUUUUACUGUCUGACAGCAGAACUCAAGACUCUACUCUGAAAAAGCUCCUCUAACUGAAUCAGUGGAAUAUCAGCCUCAGGAGGCACCAAGUCAGGAAUCACCUAUGACUGAUCAAACCCAGGCACUAUCAGAACAGCUAGAUGAAAUUCUGCUUCUUAAGCUCUCAGACUUUGGAAGUCCAAAGAGACUACCUGGAGAGCAGAGCAAAAUCACUCAAUAAGGUUCCUUGCAACAAAAAAAAAGGUAUUACUAUCUUAAUUAAACAUAGCUAGUGGCAGUUGUGAACCAUAUUCUUCUGUGGGAAACAAUUAUCUGAUCUCCUGUUGUGUCAUUCCUGUGAAUUCGGGUCAUAUAAAAUCCUGAAACUUGACUUUGGAGCUAGGUGACAAAUCUGACUUGGGUAUCUGAACUCUGGACUGGAUUUUGACCUCUGUAUAUUCCUAUUGAAAGCAAAAGUGCAUAGACAAGCUUUCUUUCCCAGAGCCUGUUUGAUUUACACUUCUUUUCUUUCCUUGUCUGCUCUUCAUCUACUCAAUCUUGAAUAAAUUUCUAUUCUCACCUAGCAACUGUGGGUGUGGGCGAGUUCAAAACCUGGUCUCGGUUUCAUGCCCAGAUCUGAAUCCUAAGAGGUCCAGAUAAUUUGCUUCCAUGUUAAUAUUCUCUACAAACCUCCCCUUUUAAAGAAACAAUGACAUCACACCUUCACUCAAAGAAUUCACCAGUUAAAAUCCAAUCACAUCAUUUCAAAAGAUAUGGAUCUAAAUAUACAGCUGGUUGAGCUGGUGUAUGUAGUCUUCAGUUACUAUCCAUUCAGUUAACAUUUGAAGUUAUGAAGGCACUGAAUGAGACUUGCAGCUAGUCCUCAAAGUUGUGGCCAUCAGAGUCCUGGAGUCAUGAUUGCCAUUUGCAACCUUCACUGCUGACUGGACAGUCAACGGGAAAGCGGGCAGACUGCAAAUGGUGAUUACAUGACAUUGAAUCUAAAAACUGGAACUGCUUAACUACUAUUGUAAUGGUUGCAUACAACCAUCAGUGUAGUCAAAUGACAUUGUACUUUAUGACUCCGUUGCGUAAUGAUGGAAUUACUGGUCCCAAUUACUAUUAUUAGUAAUUACUCUCCUAAGGCAUACUUAACUCAUCUUAAAGUAUCUAACCCUCAGAGGGCCUUUACUCUGGCACACCCACACCUUAUUUGUCCUUGAAGGCCAAUACAAGAUCAUCCCUACCCAGAGAGACAAGGCCUGUGACUCUGGAUAUGCAUAAACUACAGAACAUGCAUAUUCAUCAUUACUACAUAAAAAACGAGGAGACAAAAAAACCAAUUUUACACGUCCCUGCAGCUCUUGGAUACCAUGCCUGUCACGUUGCCAAGUUCUGCACAGCCACUCUUAAAAUUAACCAGAUAACCCAUGCCACAAACCAGUUUUAUUAUCUAGCUUUUUGUUCUAGUGCCUUAUAUUUUGUUUCCUGUGCUCCCCUAUGUCCAUCUAUUUGCUUCUACCUCUCCAUUUAGGACUUGUUUUUAUAUUUUAGCUGUUUAUAAUUGUAUUGCAUUUUUAAAUAUUUUAAUGUAUUCCAUUCCCCUCAUGCUAGCCUUGACCUUAAUAAAGGUUUGAUUUGAUUUGUUGACCAAGUGCUGUGGUCCAAAACCUCUACAGGUAUUCCUUGACUUAUGACUGUAAUACAGCUUGCCUAUUACAGUCCUAAGUCAUGACAGUUGUAAAAUGGGUUAGCCAUGUAACUGACCUAUUUUAUGUCAGUCAUUAAGCAAGUUCAUUGUUUGCUAUGAGCCAAUUACCCCCCCCCCCAAAGAAACCCAGAAGGAAAUGCCAGGUUUUGGCAGAAACGCC
Thamnophis sirtalis is the source of this 4559-nucleotide messenger RNA. The record is from RefSeq and is a predicted model, not a curated record. Lineage: Eukaryota; Metazoa; Chordata; Lepidosauria; Squamata; Natricidae.